Molecule: messenger RNA, 3364 nt
Organism: Choloepus didactylus (southern two-toed sloth)
Lineage: Eukaryota; Metazoa; Chordata; Mammalia; Pilosa; Megalonychidae
Product: S-adenosyl-L-methionine-dependent tRNA 4-demethylwyosine synthase TYW1
Exons: 16
Coding region: 169-2364 (731 amino acids)
Biological process (GO): wybutosine biosynthetic process
Molecular function (GO): FMN binding; 4 iron, 4 sulfur cluster binding; catalytic activity
Source: RefSeq, a predicted model, not a curated record
UCUCUGCCCGCGAGUGGCAUGGCUGCCCCCAGCUCCGUGGGCUCUGGUGGUGCAGCUAAUGCUGCGAGGUAGCCAGUGUUAGCUACCCGUACCCAGGCCGGCCCCCAGGCUCUCCAGGACCAAGGUCCCAGUCUCCGGUCUGGCCGCAGGGCCCGGGAUCUGAGGAGCAUGGAUUCUUCUUUGAAUACAUGGGACUUCUCCUCACCUUUAAUAUCAUUAUGGAUAAACAGGUUUUACAUAUAUGUGGGUUUUGCCUUUGGCAUUAGCCUUUGGAUUUGUGUCCAGAUUGUCAUCAAGAAGCAGGACAAGAACUCACAGGAGAAAUCUGUUCCAAAAACAACUCAGGAUUUAGUGACCAAUGGUUAUAUAUCUCUUCAAAAGAAAGAAGUCUUUGUAUCUGGAGUGAAGAUAUUCUAUGGUUCUCAGACUGGUACAGCAAAGGGAUUUGCAACAGUUCUUGCCGAAGCAGUUACCUCCCUAGAUCUGCCUGUGACAGUUAUUAAUCUGAAAGACUAUGAUCCGGAUGAUCAUCUCGUAGAAGAGGUCGCUAGUAAAAGUGUCUGUGCCUUCCUGGUUGCUACGUACACUGAUGGUCAGCCGACCGAGAGUGCUGAGUGGUUCUGCAAAUGGCUGGAGGAGGCAUCUCACGAUUUCCGAUUUGGCAAAACUUACCUGAAGGGUAUGAGAUAUGCAGUGUUUGGCCUGGGAAAUUCGGCCUAUGCGAGCAACUUCAACAAGGUUGGCAAAAAUGUGGAUAAAUGGCUCUGGAUGCUUGGUGCUCACCGCGUGAUGACUCGAGGGGAGGGUGACUGUGAUGUGGCAAAAAGCAAACAUGGCAGCAUUGAAGCUGACUUCAGAGCUUGGAAAACCAAGUUCAUCUCCCGGCUGCAGGUGCUUCGUAAAGGAGAGAAAAAACCCUGUGGCGGCAACUGCAAGAAAGGCAAAUGCAAAUCUAAUCCACAUGGCCCAGAGGGAAAAGAGCCAGAGUCUCCCACUCAAGAUGGAUUGCCUCACAGAGACACUGAGGAGGAGGAGGCCUUUGAGAGUACCAGUGAGGAAGAGUUUGGAACUGAGGAUCACCAGAGUCUAAAUUCUGUUGUUGAUGUUGAAGAUCUUGGCAAAAUUAUGGAUCGUGUGAAGAAAGAAAAGAGAGAAAAGGAGCAGCAGGAAGAGGAAGCUAGUUUGUUCAGGAGCACAGGAAAGGAUGAAGACAGUGAAAGAAGAGCUAUGAUAACUCCUGCUCUCCGAGAAGCCCUUACCAAACAAGGCUAUCAGCUGAUUGGAAGCCACUCUGGGGUGAAGCUUUGCAGGUGGACAAAGUCAAUGCUCCGAGGGAGAGGAGGUUGCUAUAAACAUACAUUCUAUGGUAUCGAAAGCCAUUGCUGCAUGGAAACCACCCCUAGCUUGGCAUGUGCAAAUAAAUGUGUCUUCUGUUGGCGGCAUCACACCAAUCCGGUGGGCACCGAAUGGCGGUGGAAGAUGGACCAGCCUGAAAUGAUCCUAAAGGAAGCCAUCGAAAACCAUCAGAAUAUGAUUAAGCAAUUUAAAGGAGUACCAGGUGUCAAAGCAGAACGCUUUGAAGAAGGAAUGACGGUAAAGCACUGUGCUUUGUCCCUUGUGGGAGAACCAAUAAUGUACCCAGAAAUCAACACUUUUUUGAAGCUCCUCCACCAGUGUAAAAUCUCCAGCUUCCUGGUGACAAAUGCACAAUUCCCCAUGGAAAUCAGGAAUCUCAAACCAGUUACCCAGCUAUAUGUCAGUGUGGAUGCUAGCACCAAAGAUAGUCUGAAGAAAAUCGACCGCCCACUCUUCAAGGAUUUCUGGCAAAGAUUCCUCGACAGUUUAAAAGCCUUGGCAGCAAAGCAACAGCGUACUGUCUACAGGCUGACACUGGUGAAAGCCUGGAAUGUGGACGAGCUGCAGGCCUACGCGGAGCUGGUGGCCCUCGGGAGGCCCGACUUCAUCGAGGUGAAGGGUGUUACCUACUGUGGAGAAAGUUCAGCAAGCAAUCUGACCAUGGCCAAUGUGCCCUGGCAUGAGGAAGUGGUACGCUUUGUCCAGGAGCUGGUGGCUCUCAUCCCAGACUACGGAAUUGCAUGUGAACACGAACAUUCCAAUUGCCUCCUGAUAGCACACAAAAAGUUUAAGAUUGAUAGAGAAUGGUGGACGUGGAUCGAUUAUAACCGCUUCCAGGAACUCAUCCAGGAAUAUGAAAACAGCGGCGGCUCAAAAACUUUCAGCACAAAGGAUUAUAUGGCCAAGACUCCUCACUGGGCACUAUUUGGUGCCAAUGAAAGAGGCUUUGAUCCCAAGGACACAAGAUAUCAGAGAAAGAACAAAUCAAAGGAUAUUUCUGGAUGUUGAAGUGAUCUUACUUCAGGAUACUGAAGGACAAAAACUGGAUGGUCCUCGAAGGCUCUCAGACUCCACUGUGAUUUUUUUCAAGGACAAAUUACGCAAAUUAUAUUUUAUAUAGAGGAGAUGUGAAGGCAAAACAUGGGUACACAAGUCAUGUACCUGGGGUGGGGAGGCGGCACCCACACUCUGAGUGCUUGAGACUCUGCCUCAGGAUAUCUUUCCAGAACUUAGUCUCGCUCUGAUUUUCUGAAAGGAAAAUUGUUUCGGGGGGAGAAGUACCCACAAUCAUUAUUAGAAUUUAAAUGAUAAUUUUCAAUUAUAAUUAGUAAGACUCCCUGAAAUGCCAUUCAUGGGAGUGUUAUGUGAGGAAAGAAUAUUCUCCCUUCUUGCCGGGCCGUUGGUUUUUGUGGCGCCUCUCCUGGGAAUUGAAUUAUACUUCCCUGAGGUAAAUGUAUCUGCUCCUUUUUAAGAGAAGAACUCAGUCCCUUUCUUAUAUCUUAACAUAGCAUCUUAUGAAACGUUCAAGUUUGUCACAGUUCUCAAUUAAUUUAAAAUACCACAUAGAUUGCUUUAAACUUUCGUUUAGUACCAACUCUUUGUGAAAUGGAAUUGGCACUGAACUACACUAGAUCCCUUUCUGUUCCAAAACAAAUUACCAGACGAGGUAAUAGAGGGGCUGGAGUGAAAACUUUAUUCAAUAAGAAGAGCUCCCAGAUGAUGGUGUUGAGUAACUCCCCUCACAAACUUUGAAGCAAUGAGUAUAAUUUGCUUUUUGUUUAAAAAGUCAGGGUAAAAGUCUCUGAUCACUAAACAUAGCAGGUCUCCAUCUUCCUUCACACUGGUCGCCCAGGCUGCUUUGCACCAGGCAUUCUCUAAGGUUCAGUUUUGUCCAACUGAACCCAUCAUUAAAUACUCAAUUGUUUUUUCUUUGAAAGUUGUUAUAGUUAUUUACAAAUUCCUUUAUCCAAAAAUUGAAUUAAUAAAAUAAUCUUUUGUACAGACUUGA